GCGCCCAGAGUGCCACGCCUCCAUUACCCACAAUGCAGCGUGAGUAGGGGAGGAACGAAUUCUGCCAGGAGUUGAUAUGGCUCCAUUAGUUACACCGUUCUCUCUCUAUCUCUUCACUUCACCAGAGACUUAACUGCCAGGACUAGGCCGUCCAGCAGGAGUUAAAUAUUCUUCGGCUCUCCGCUGACUGCGAUGAGAGGAGCCACUGACGCUGAACGACUCCCUCGCCGAGUUCAAGUCCGUAAUCAGGGAGCACCACUUCCGCUGACGUCAUCACGGCGACACGUGGAUCCAAGAUGGCGGCGGCGAUGCAGGAUUGGUGGCUGUGGUCCCUGGUACUUCUCUCUCUCACAGCUGAAACAAACGCCUUCUAUGUCCCAGGGGUUGCACCAAUCAACUUCCACCAAAACGACCCUGUAGAAAUCAAGGCUGUGAAACUCACCAGCUCUCGAACUCAGCUACCUUAUGAAUACUAUUCGUUACCCUUUUGCCAGCCCAGCAAAAUAACCUACAAGGCAGAGAAUUUGGGAGAGGUGCUGAGAGGGGACCGGAUUGUCAACACCCCUUUCCAGGUUCUCAUGAACAGCGAGAAGAAAUGUGAAGUGCUGUGCAACCAGUCCAACAAGCCAGUGACCUUGACAGUGGAGCAGAGCCGGCUGGUGGCUGAGCGUAUCACAGAAGAUUACUACGUCCACCUCAUUGCCGACAACCUGCCUGUGGCCACCCGGCUAGAGCUCUACUCCAACCGUGACAGUGAUGACAAGAAGAAGGAAAAAGAUGUGCAGUUUGAACAUGGCUACCGGCUGGGCUUCACAGAUGUCAAUAAGAUUUACCUACACAACCACCUCUCGUUCAUCCUUUACUAUCACCGGGAAGACAUGGAAGAGGAUCAGGAACACACGUACCGUGUCGUCCGCUUCGAGGUGAUUCCCCAGAGCAUCAGGCUGGAGGACCUCAAAGCAGAUGAAAAGAGUUCAUGUACCCUGCCUGAGGGUACCAACUCCUCACCCCAAGAAAUUGACCCUACCAAGGAGAAUCAGCUAUACUUUACCUACUCUGUGCACUGGGAGGAAAGUGACAUCAAAUGGGCCUCUCGCUGGGACACUUACCUGACCAUGAGUGACGUGCAGAUCCACUGGUUUUCUAUCAUUAACUCCGUUGUGGUGGUCUUCUUCCUGUCAGGGAUUCUGAGCAUGAUUAUCAUCCGGACCCUCCGCAAGGACAUUGCCAACUAUAACAAGGAGGAUGACAUUGAAGAUACCAUGGAGGAAUCUGGGUGGAAGCUUGUGCAUGGUGACGUCUUCCGGCCACCUCAGUACCCCAUGAUCCUCAGCUCCCUGUUGGGUUCAGGCAUUCAGCUGUUCUGUAUGAUCCUCAUCGUCAUCUUUGUGGCCAUGCUUGGGAUGCUGUCACCCUCCAGCCGAGGAGCACUCAUGACCACAGCCUGCUUCCUCUUCAUGUUCAUGGGGGUGUUUGGUGGAUUUUCUGCUGGCCGACUCUAUCGCACUCUAAAAGGCCAUCGGUGGAAAAAAGGAGCCUUCUGUACGGCGACCCUGUACCCUGGAGUGGUUUUUGGCAUUUGCUUUAUACUGAAUUGCUUCAUCUGGGGAAAGCACUCGUCAGGAGCGGUGCCAUUUCCCACCAUGGUGGCUCUGCUAUGCAUGUGGUUUGGGAUAUCCCUGCCCCUCGUCUACUUGGGCUACUACUUUGGCUUUCGCAAGCAGCCAUAUGACAACCCCGUACGCACCAACCAGAUUCCCCGGCAGAUCCCUGAACAGAGGUGGUACAUGAACCGAUUUGUGGGCAUCCUCAUGGCUGGAAUCCUGCCCUUUGGUGCCAUGUUCAUUGAGCUGUUUUUCAUCUUUAGUGCCAUCUGGGAAAAUCAGUUCUAUUACCUCUUUGGCUUCCUGUUCCUCGUUUUCAUCAUCCUGGUGGUGUCCUGUUCACAAAUCAGCAUCGUCAUGGUGUAUUUCCAGCUAUGUGCAGAGGAUUACCGCUGGUGGUGGAGGAAUUUCCUUGUAUCCGGGGGAUCUGCAUUCUACGUCCUGGUCUAUGCCAUCUUUUACUUUGUUAACAAGCUGGACAUCGUCGAGUUCAUCCCAUCUCUCCUCUACUUUGGCUACACGGCCCUCAUGGUCUUGUCCUUCUGGCUGCUCACGGGCACCAUUGGCUUCUAUGCAGCCUACAUGUUUGUCCGCAAGAUUUAUGCUGCUGUGAAGAUUGACUGACGGGUGGACCAUGGCCAGGCCCGCAAUGUCCUCGGACAGGAAGCCACCCUGCGUGGGGGAACUGCAGGCACACGAAAUAAAAUACUCCUGCUCAUUUGGAAUGCAACUCCUGGCACGGUGUUCCUGGAUCCUGGGGCUGCGUGGGGGUGGGGAGGCCUUUAGAUAAACCUUACAUUUUUCUUCAUCUUAUUCCAAUUCUGUGAGGGAUGAGUUUUUAUUUUGUUUUUGUUUUGUUUUGUGGGAGUCUUUUCCCUUUUUUUUUUUUUUUUUUUCUUCAGUGCUAAAAAAAAUUCCCUCCGCUAAGAGCUCUCUGACCUGUUUAUUCAGGUUUAUUUUUGGUUGGAGGUUUUAUUUCCUUCGUUCAUUUUUGUUGCUGUUACUGUUUUUUUAAAGCAAAUGGAUCCAGGAUGGAUAAAUCCACCAAGAUAUUGGUUUUUGGUCACUGUCUCUACCCCAGUUCCUCAGGGCUGUUGGCCAUCCUACCACUAACUGGAAAAGGAAACACGGGGGCCAGAAGUAAGGGUUCUGAGCCUUUCGCUGCCCAGCCUCACCGCCAAUGCCGAGACAUAACACAGGCCUAACCUGGACAGCGCCCUCGGUGCCAACCAGCCUCCGCCAGACCCUCUCCCUCCCUCUCCCCCGGCUGUGCCUCCACUCAUCCUCUCACCAGGAGCAAGCUGAGGCCUUGGUUGCUACAAGGAGGUCUUGGGAAGUGCUGGCUGAGGUUCUUUAGGACAGCAGGACGCUCCCUGAGCAGAGCAGCUGGAGUCUGUUAACCAGUGAAGAGGAAGAGAAGAGUCCUGCAAUGAACUGUUCUUGUGCCAAGAAACCCUGGACCUGGGGCCAAGUAUCUGCAGACCCAAGUGUCCACAUGUCUGUCAGGGAAGGGGUGGCUGAGGCUGCUAGAGUACUUGCCCUUCAGGAUUACUUCCUUCCCCCGCCCCCAUCCUUUACUUGGGGGUGCCACUCUGUCAAAGUGAGCUGGUGGCAGACCUCCUCCUGCCCCACUUCCAGGGCAGAAGGAGGAGGCCUCGGGUCCUCAGAUCCCCUCCUUUAGGUGUCUGGGAAGGACACACUCUUCCCUGACAUACCCCGGACUCAGCAUUUCUCAGUUCUUCUAGCCAGACCCAACCCCACCACCUCCCACCCUAAUUCUUUUGAGGCUACCCAGAAAACUGCUGUGAGAGGAAGAUGAAGGUAAGUUUGAUUGUUCCUUCCCCAGGGUCUUCAGGCUGGAAAGAGGUGGUCACGUAGCCGGCCUGGUGCCUCUACAAGCCCCCAGCUCUUCCCACUCCUGCCUACCCCGCGCAAGUCACAGACAUUUACUCUUACAUUGCAAGAGACCAAAUCUAACGUGAGAUUGGGGUUUGAGUCCUUUGGGACCCCACUGUGAGAUAACUCAGGAUGCUGGUGAUGCUUAAAAUGCACCCAGCCCUCGCUGCCCCGGUCUACUGGGGGCCAGGCCAGCUCCAGUGCCGAGAGUCGAACCAGUGAACUCAGUCUCCCCUCACAGUGACUCCUCAGCACCAGGCAGCACCCACCAUGAAUCAGGUUGGAGAGAAGGGGACCCAAACAGUAGAGAAUGAUCAGGAGUCUUUUGUUCAUUCAAAUUUUGAAUAUUUUCCCUAAGAGAUUCUUUUGGGAGGGAGUGAGGAAAUGGGACUCUUCCAAGGGUUCAACCAUUGUCGAUUUUUUUGACUUUUUAAAUCAUCAUUAUUUUUAAUUAAAGAAAAAUGCCUGUAUGCCUUUUUUUGGUCUAAUUGUAAAUAAAAAUACCAUUGUCCUGUU
Molecule: messenger RNA, 4016 nt
Organism: Dipodomys spectabilis (banner-tailed kangaroo rat)
Lineage: Eukaryota; Metazoa; Chordata; Mammalia; Rodentia; Heteromyidae
Gene: Tm9sf4
Product: transmembrane 9 superfamily member 4
Exons: 18
Coding region: 297-2228 (643 amino acids)
Biological process (GO): protein localization to membrane
Cellular component (GO): membrane
Source: RefSeq, a predicted model, not a curated record